Molecule: messenger RNA, 1137 nt
Organism: Solanum stenotomum
Lineage: Eukaryota; Viridiplantae; Streptophyta; Magnoliopsida; Solanales; Solanaceae
Exons: 3
Coding region: 1-1137 (378 amino acids)
Source: RefSeq, a predicted model, not a curated record
AUGACAACAUUGCGGUUAAGAAAUUGCAAGUUUGAAUUUGAUAUUAGCACCACUCACAUAAGAUUUGAUUGUCUUGAGGAUCUUCAUUUGCAUGCAGUUCAUAUUUCAGAUGCUCAAUUGCAAAGAAUUAUCGAUAGAUCCCCGUUCAUCAGGACUCUAACCCUAUUCGCUUGCCCAGGAAUAAGCAAAUUGCAAGUUUGUGGUCCAGUACAGCUGGAGAAUUUGAUUGUUGUAUGGUGCAAAUUCGAUAGUGUGAUGGUCCAGGCCCCAAAUCUUCAAUGCUUUAAAUAUGGAGUGCAUUAUAUUGAUCAUCCUUGCGAAAUUGCUAUUUUGGAUGGUUACAAUACUUUACAAACACUCGAGCUCGCUGGUGCCAGCAUCACAGACCAACAGUUUCGAGAUUUAUCCUAUAAGUUCCCAAACAUUUCAGAAUUGAAUCUAACAUCAUGCAAUAAGCUGAAAAUUAUAGAGAUUCAGAGUGAAAAACUAAAGAAGUUCACUUUAGAUGGGUUGAGUCUGGAAAAAUUCACGAUUCAAGCACCAAAUUUAUUGGAAUUUGAUUUUUAUGGUGGUAAAAUGCCCUUCUCAUCUAUGGAUCCUUCUUCCCUGGAAAGAGCCCAACUCAAUUUCUUGUCGCCGAGCACAAACUUUGGAUCAGUGGACAGUAGUUGGUACACAAAUCUUCAUCACUUUGUUAAAAAAUUCAACUAUUCUAAAGGUUUGAUAUUAAUGAUAUUUUGUCGCAAGACAAAGAACAUCCUUAUUUAUGAAAAUCCAAGAGAAAUUCUUAUUCCCCCAAGUCAUGAUGUCGAGAUAUUCAUUGCACCCAUACUGGGUGUUGAAUCGACCAUUAGAAAGUUAAUGCUCCACUGUCCCAGGAUCAUCUCCAUACUUCCAUGUACAAAUAGCAAAAUACUCCAGGUGUUUUCUGUACUAAAAGGGUGUACACAGAAGCAGAAUUGCAGUAAAGUAUGUCCAUUCAAUAGAGUGUUUUCCAACUGGCCUAGUAAAUUAGAAGACGUCAUCAAUUGUACUGGGACAUCUGAGGAGGGAAGGGCCUCCAUUUGGUAUUCCUGGUUGAAAUCCACGUCUCUAAUCGACCAAGUGACAAACUUGAUGCUCAAAUGGAGAUUAUAA